UUAAUUUGGAAAAUGAUUUGAAAAAUGUCGACACGCUGUCGUACCUGUGGCAAGAUUAUUUACUGUGUGAACGCAAAAAAUUUAUUCCAACAGCCCGAUAACAUUAUGCUACAUCAAAUUGCUGCAUUAACUGGAAUUUUUCUAACCGAAAAUAUGGAAUUUCCUGCACAUAUUUGUGGUCCCUGCGAAGUGGCAUUACGAGAAGCGAUCGUGUUUCGCGAGCGCAUUAUAAAAACCCAAAAGGUGCUUUUAAGCAGCAGCAGCAACAUUGUGGAAGCGUAUCAGAAACUCGACUUGGAUGAGGUGGAUAAUCUAGAGUUGGAGGAAGACACCGAAGACACUGAGCUACCGACGUCGUACGAGGAACCUACGGAAUAUGACGUCUAUGGAGAAAAUGACAAUCUGCAGCAGCUAAAUGAGGCAAAUGAUGAUGGACAUUCGGAAGAGUCUGGACAGCAUGUCGAGAUUGAUGAGGAACCGACUGCAAUUGCUCCAGAUCCAAUGCCCAGUAUACCACGCAAACCAGGCAAGCCACCCUCUAAGCUCUAUGCAACUGUGAACUUUGCAACGAACGCAAGGAAUACACCUCGCAUCAACUGGAGCAAGCUGUCGGAGGAGGAAAUCGUCGCACUCAAGCGCGAGCGGCGUAAAAGGGAUUGCAUCUGCGAGCUGUGCGGCCGACACUUCACCUGCCCCAGCAAUUUCAAGGUUCAUCUGCUGCGGCACACAGGCGUAAAGAAUUUCAACUGCAAACAGUGUCCCCUGAAGUUCUACACACCGCACUUGCUGCGGCGCCAUGAGCUGGCACAUCUUUGCGAGAAGCCCUAUCCAUGUCAGUACUGUGGCCAAACGUUUGCCGAUCACAGCGGAAGGAUUCAGCAUGAACGCAACCGUCAUACAAAUUAUCGCCCAUACAAGUGCACCAAAUGCGAAAAGGAAUUCGCGGUUAGCAACAAGCUGAAGAGGCACAUGCUUAGCCAUUCUGGCGUACGAAGUUUUCCCUGCGACAUAUGCAAAGUAUCCUUCAUGCGACGACCGCACUUAAAUGCUCAUUAUCGCUCCAAAGGACAUGAGCAGAAUGCACAAAACUUCACAGACCUGGCUAAUGCUGUGGAUAUCGAUAUAGAAAGUGUCUUGCAGUGAAAGCUAUUCCUAAUGGAACUUAGUUUGUAAGUUCAGUUGAAGAAUAACUAAGCUUAACUAGACUUAGUUUUAGUACAAUUUAUUAAGAGGAAUUUAUUAUU
Molecule: messenger RNA, 1244 nt
Organism: Drosophila hydei
Lineage: Eukaryota; Metazoa; Arthropoda; Insecta; Diptera; Drosophilidae
Product: transcription factor Ouib
Exons: 4
Coding region: 25-1143 (372 amino acids)
Biological process (GO): regulation of DNA-templated transcription
Cellular component (GO): nucleus
Molecular function (GO): RNA polymerase II cis-regulatory region sequence-specific DNA binding; zinc ion binding; DNA-binding transcription factor activity, RNA polymerase II-specific
Source: RefSeq, a predicted model, not a curated record